GUCGUGUUUAUUUGUGUAGCGGUUGUAAAAAAAAAUUGUAAGCUCGCUUGCUGCCUAGCGCUAUUAAUUUAAACAACUGGAAACUCUUGGACUAGCUGGUAUUUCUGGAGAUGCUUAAGGUUCUGGAAAGUUUUACAAAGAAGUUAAAGGACUCGCUCGUUCAUCUGUGCUAAGGUGCCAAGGUGCAGGGCUGCACUGGACUACAAAUGUCACAGGCAUCAAUAAGAGAUGGCCUCACUCAACACCCCUGCACAUUCCAGUUAGGAGCAUGUUCAUUCAGACCCAAGACACUCCAAAUCCCAACAGCCUGAAGUUCUUACCCGGUCGCAUGGUGCUGGAGGUUGGAACGAUGGACUUUGCUGCACCUCGAGACGCAUACUGCUCUCCUUUAGCAAGGCAGCUUUUUAGAAUUGAUGGUGUCAAAGGCGUCUUUUUGGGCCCAGACUUUAUCACCAUCACCAAGGUGGACACAGAUCUGGAGUGGAAGGUGAUCAAGCCUGAUGUCUUCGCUGCUAUCAUGGACUUUUUCACUUCAGGGCUGCCAGUCAUCAAUGAGGACACUCCACAGGCAGAUACAGCUCCCUCGGAAGAUGAUGAUGAGGUAGUGGCCAUGAUCAAGGAACUCCUGGAUACCCGCAUCAGGCCCACGGUGCAGGAGGACGGGGGCGACGUGGUGUACCGGGGCUUCGAGGACGGCGUGGUGAAGCUGAAGCUGCAGGGCUCCUGCACCAGCUGCCCAAGCUCCAUCGUCACGCUGAAGAGCGGCAUCCAGAACAUGCUGCAGUUCUACGUCCCUGAGGUGGAGAGCGUGGAGCAGGUGAAGGAUGAAGACGAGGUUGUGGGUGCGCAGACCUGAGAUCAGGGGCAUGCAGCGUCAGCAGACCCACACAUUCCACGUCGUCUUCUGUGGUUUCCAUCGUCAUCCUUAUCACAUUUACAGCAUGAGUGUGCAUUAAAGGCAGAGAAGAAUUACAGAGCGCUUUGAGAGAAGGCCUGGUGGGUAACUAAGGCUAUUACUUUAAAGGAAACCUCACAUAAGGUUCAAUCCCUGCACUCCAUGAUGGUAUCCAAUAAGUUGCUGGUUCUCAGACUGGCCUGGGAUUAGUGGAUAGUAGAUUCCUCUCAUUUCAAUCAUUUCUGCACCCUGUGUUCGCCAGUCAUUAGUGGCAGCUGGUGGUAAAAAUGAAACAUUUGUGCUUAUUUUGGAUUGACUGUUUGAAAGAUAAAAUAUCCCUGAGAAAAAAACAACCUUUACUCCUCUCAGUGGAAUAAGCAAAGUCAGUAGAAAUUUUGAUCCUGAUAAAACAUGUGCCUGCACUUGUGUGUACAAUAUCAUGUAAAUAAUGUAAAAAUAAAAAAAAACUAAACUAAUAAAAUAAAGAAAAUCUUUGUCUUUUAAACACAGAAACCUGUCUUAACCAUAUGAUGGGCUUGCCUGAAAAGCAGACAGAUUUAAAUUUGAGUGGUCACUGGAAAUGCUUUUCAAAGCAUGAAUUGAUCCGAGAGGAGGUAAAUGCACUGAUAACAAUAUAAGUACUGCCUGCCCAUUUUCCUUAGGGUUUCCCUGUUUGUCUGUCUCCCCCUGCCGAGUCCUAUUUCCCUGAUUAUUUUACACCUAUAAUCAUCACAGAUGUACUGCUUCAGUGAAUCCCUGUUAUUUUUUUGGCUGCAAAGAACAUGCUGUCUGGUUUAUGUGUGUUUUAGGGGUGUGUGGUAUUAGAGUUGUUAUGGUCAUAUAUUAUUUGGCAUAAUUAUAUCGAAACCCUCAACUCUGUAAACUGAGCAUGAUCCAUUUGAAGGCCCAAUUAACCCUGCCUUGGUUGUACCUGAUAUAAGAGGUUUUGGCUGUUGAAAUUAAUUUUAGAAAAAGCUGAGGAGUUAAAUGUUUUCCUCUGAAUAGUGAUGUCUUUCCUUCUGUCUGUAACUUCUGGCUUCCUCUUACUCUUGCUGCUUAGGUCUACCUUAAGUUCCAGUUAGACCAGGGGUGCCAAACUCCAAUCCUGGAAGGCUACAGUGUCUACUGGUUUCAGCUCCAGUGAUUAAGUAAUUGAUUGGCUAGGGAGUCCACACCUUAUUCUCAAGGCCUUCAUUGGCUGAUUAUUGAAAUAAAGGCCCAAAAAACGUGAAUGACUGCUGUUGUAUAGAUAUUUUCAGGCUUGAAGUGCAAAUGUAUAAAUGCAUUUAUUUAAAAUGAUAUUUAACUGAUUUAACAAUUCUGUAAUAAAAUUUUAAAAAUCUUAA
Messenger RNA from Anguilla anguilla (European eel), 2241 nucleotides. It is a transcript of the gene nfu1, whose product is annotated as NFU1 iron-sulfur cluster scaffold homolog (S. cerevisiae). The record is from RefSeq and is a predicted model, not a curated record. Gene Ontology annotation, cellular component: mitochondrion. Lineage: Eukaryota; Metazoa; Chordata; Actinopteri; Anguilliformes; Anguillidae. Bases 269 to 856 code for a protein of 195 amino acids. Gene Ontology annotation, molecular function: iron-sulfur cluster binding; iron ion binding. Gene Ontology annotation, biological process: iron-sulfur cluster assembly. The transcript has 8 exons.